AUGCCAGAAGCUGUCGACAACACAGAUCAAGGCCCAACACAGACCUCACGGAGUUCAGUGCAGGAUUCAAGAAGCCGACCACAGGAAUUACGACCAAGCAUAACCCAAGAGACCGGUGGAGACGAAGUUAAAAUACUCAGCCAACUACUCAAGGAAGAAAGGGAUAAGAAAGAAACACUGAAGCAAACAUAUGAAAGACACCUUUGUCAAUUGCGCGCCGAUUAUGUUACCAAAAUAGCACAAGCACGAGCCCAGGUUUUAACAGAAGUUGACGAUACCUUAAAAAGAUAUCAUCGAUUAGCUCAAGAGGCUAUUCGUGCUGGUAAAAGGGCAACAUUCGAAUCAGAAUGUAAAGAAAGAGAAUACAGGACAGUAGCAGAAGAAGCGUGUACCAAGUUUGAACAAGAUUGUAAGGAUAAACUGAAAGAAGUUCUAGACGGAUAUCGCUAUUUGGCUGAUCGUGCUGCCCAACAAGCCGAUCAGGAAACCCGUGUUCUAAAAGAAAAGUAUCAGGAGAUGGUCGAAACACAAAUUAUUGAUAAACGCAAUUUUGAACAAAGACUCGUCGAAGCCACAGAGGAACAAGUUGCACCUUACAAAGCCGAAAUUAUGAGACUCGAAACGGAGAACAGAAUGCUUCGGAUGACUGCGGAACAUACCUUCGGCGAUAUCAAAGAGGAAGUCGCACGUAACUUUGAAAGAUUUGAGUCUAUGCUUAUAUCAACAUGCCUUUCCCUUCUCUGGCAACACAAUAUACCAAUCACUGAGCUGGAACUGCGAGAUCGGUUAACAGAUGCAUUGGAUGCUCGUCCGGAGGAUGUAGCUAGUAGUAAUGGCGAUGAAUAG
Messenger RNA from Gregarina niphandrodes, 846 nucleotides. RefSeq lists its product as hypothetical. The record is from RefSeq and is a predicted model, not a curated record. The transcript has a single exon. The coding region runs from base 1 to 846 and encodes 281 amino acids. NCBI's taxonomy places the organism in Eukaryota, Apicomplexa, Conoidasida, Eugregarinorida, Gregarinidae.